This is a messenger RNA of Corticium candelabrum, 1269 nucleotides long. Its product is annotated as lymphotoxin-alpha-like. The coding region runs from base 205 to 1155 and encodes 316 amino acids. Gene Ontology annotation, molecular function: tumor necrosis factor receptor binding. The record is from RefSeq and is a predicted model, not a curated record. Gene Ontology annotation, cellular component: membrane. Lineage: Eukaryota; Metazoa; Porifera; Homoscleromorpha; Homosclerophorida; Plakinidae. The transcript is spliced from 9 exons. Gene Ontology annotation, biological process: immune response.
GUGAGGUCGACUAACAAUGAAACGAGACCAAUCUCUGGAGGAACUGUUGAGUUCAAGUUGGAUCUAAACGAGGUCUCUCUAUCUGUUGAUGCUUUGUUGUGGAGAUGGUGGGAUUUCAUAGAAAGACCACUAUGAAUAACAGCCCAAUCUGCUGAUCACAACACAAACCGCUCUGUCUAUUUGCUAGAGGGUCAUAUGUAAUCGAUGGCUUCAAAUCUUAGUUUUAGUUUUGCUGUUUUUCUCUUUCUAGUUGUAACCUUCCAAUCGUCUCACCAACAACAGAAUGUGAGUUUUGCUGGUGUUCCUGGUUCUCCGGGGCGAAAUGGUUUUCCUGGAAGAGACGGAAGGGAUGGAAGAGAUGGACAGAAAGGAGACGACGGCAUGAGAGGAAGCAAAGGAGAGAGAGGAAUAGCAGGAAUUAUGGGGAGAGACGGAGAUGAAGGAAUGAAAGGAGACAAAGGAGAGAACGGAAUUGUAGGUCCUCGAGGAAUGAAAGGAGUCAGUGGAAAGAUAGGUGUACGAGGACCACCUGGUUUAGAAGGUGAAAGAGGAGAGAAGGGAGAGGGAGGAGAGUCUUUACGAGUUGCAGACAUAGAAGAAACUAUAACGACGUUGAUUGACCACAAGCUUGCAGCAUUGAAUUCAACUCUCUGGAGCAAGAUGGAACAGCUCAGUGAGGAAAUCCCUCCUCAAGAUCAAUCUGGAAUUGGGUCUGGAACGGAACUGACAGAAGACUUUGAAAAACCUGCUGCACAUCUAGCAGGAAAUGGAGUUGGAGGCUAUUAUCGUUAUGGUAUCAUCAUUCAAUGGUAUACCGCUAGCGGUUCUGUAUGGUCACCCUUUCUUCAAGGUGGAAUGAAGUACAGCAACGGAUACAUCACUGUGCCUCAGCGCGGUCUUUAUUAUGUUUAUGCACAGCUGCACUAUGAUCACAGGAAUUCGAGCUCCUUCAGUGCUGGAUUCUCCAUUCGGUUUAACGGGAAGAGCCGAACUGGAGCUUAUCGUUAUACUCAAGACAAAGGUGAUUACCACACUCACUACACGGGCCGCAUCAUUUCUCUGAACAAAGGAGACCGCUUGUCGUUGUAUUUUUCAGUCUAUUGCUACUGCAUAUUUAAUUCAUCAACAUCAUUCUUUGGCGCGUUUAAACUUUGACUUUGAUGUACUCGUAUAUGUAGCAAGUGCACUGAAUGUGACAGUAGUGUCUGUUAGACGGCGAUUGGUUGAAAAAUAAACAAGACGAGAGCUGCUAUAGAUGCAGGGCUGAAU